Molecule: messenger RNA, 946 nt
Organism: Zingiber officinale
Lineage: Eukaryota; Viridiplantae; Streptophyta; Magnoliopsida; Zingiberales; Zingiberaceae
Product: N-alpha-acetyltransferase MAK3-like
Exons: 4
Coding region: 93-713 (206 amino acids)
Biological process (GO): N-terminal peptidyl-methionine acetylation
Cellular component (GO): NatC complex
Molecular function (GO): protein-N-terminal amino-acid acetyltransferase activity
Source: RefSeq, a predicted model, not a curated record
GAACUGAAGACAACCUUUCUCGGGCCGGUUUGAGGUUGGACCGGCGAUUAAUAGUGGAUCGAGAAAACGAGGGAUUUUGGUGGAACUGAUUGAUGGAAGCGGCCUCCCCGGUGGUGGUGGUCGACGCAGCCGGGACGACGGGGGUUGAAGGAGAAGAAUCGGAAGUGUUCUCUCCUUCGGAUGUCGAGUAUAUAAGCUACGGGGGAGAGCAUCAUCUCCCUCUAAUCAUGGGUCUCGUCGAUCAGGAGCUCAGCGAACCCUACUCCAUCUUCACCUACCGAUACUUCGUCUACCUGUGGCCUAACCUCACCUUUCUGGCGUUUCACAGGGGGAGGUGUGUGGGGACGGUGGUCUCUAAGAUCGGAGAGCAUAGGAACACCUUCCGGGGGUACAUUGCAAUGUUGGUUGUCAUCAAGCCUUACAGGGGCAGAGGCAUUGCAACUGAACUUGUUACCAGAUCUAUCAGAGUGAUGAUGGAAUCUGGAUGUGAGGAGGUAGCAUUAGAGGCGGAGGUAACAAAUAAGGGAGCCCUUGCAUUAUAUGGCCGUCUAGGAUUUAUAAGAGCGAAGCGGCUGUACAGAUAUUAUUUGAAUGGAGUAGAUGCUUUUCGCUUAAAACUACUCUUCCCUCAGUGGCACCACUCACCAACAACAAACAAAGAUGGUGUUCAUCUGCAUGAUAAUCAAUACGGUGAGACCCAGAUUGUGCCAUGAUCCUUGAUGUUUCUGGGUGAAGCACCUCCAGACUAAUCAAAAUGGUUGAUUUGAUAGUUCACCAUCGCAUUUUGAUGCUAAGGCUAAUAAUCUAGAUCUGGAAAUACUUGUGCUUUUUACUCGGAUGUCAUUUGAGGUAAGCACUAUUGUGUGUUGUGAUUUUUUUUUUUUUGUUAUAUACAUUGCAUAAGUUUCUCAAUUAUAUUAAGUUGCAUCGGAAUUUAAUUUGGAAA